GGUGCACCUGGUGGGCCGAGGCCCGGCGGCGGCCAGGGCGGGCGGGCGACAUGCAGCGGGACAGCGGCCAGGCUGCGGAAUUCCUUUUGCCACCUCCAAAUGGGACGGGCAGCCUAUUACCUGGGAGCUCUGUGAUCCAGACCUACUGCCGGGACCUGGCAUCUCUGCCCACGCAGCACAUUAGGCUGACUGACCCGGGGGACCCAAAGGAGCAGGACUCAGAGGAACCAAAGAAAAGGAAAGGAGGCUGGCCUAAAGGCAAGAAAAGGAAACCCCCGAGGGAUCUUGCUGUUCCCCGUGCUCCUACGACAGGUUACGUGAUUUUCCUGAACGAACAGAGGAGCCGGCUGAGGGCCCAGCACCCCAAUCUGCCUUUCCCGGAAAUCACGAAGAUGCUGGCUGCUCAGUGGGCUCAGCUGCCACAAGAGAAAAAGCAAAGGUAUGUUUGUGAGGCGGAUGAAGACAAGCAGCGCUACAUCCGCGAGCUGCAGGCCUACCAGAACUCUGAGGCUUACCGAGCCUUCCAGCGCAGGCGGGCAGCGCAAAAGGUGCAGGCGCGGUGCGGAACAGGUGCACCAGGACAUGAAUUUGAGGGCAAGGACCUUGACUUCUCGGCAGUUGAUGGCGAUGAGAACAAUGACCUGUACUGUCGGACCUGCAGGCAGUUCUUCAGUUCCCUGCAUAACAAGAGGGAGCACCUGCUGGGGAAGCAGCACCUGCAGAACCUCACAGGGGAAUUUGAAAAAGACUCUGCUGAGUGCUUGAAGCAUCUGGAGCUUCUGGAGGGAGAGGAAGGUCAGAAUUUGAACAAACGGGACUCAGAGGAGGAAGCUGAGUAUCCUGACCCGCUUCUUCUUGGAGGCCUGAUUCCAGAGAAGGGUUUUGCUUCAUUUGACUUGUGUUUCUUGCAAGGGUUCAUCUUUAAACUUCUGCAAAUCAAAGAAUCUGAGCUCAGAGAGCUGAGGAAGACUCUAGAAAGGGCGCAAGCAGAGCAGGAGGCCCUGCAGAGGCAGCUGCUGGAGUUCCAGAACCGACAGCAGUGGCUGGAGGUGGAGCUGGCCAGCCUGAAGACCUAUGGGGUCGUCCUGGAGAAGGAGUUUGAGAGCCUGAACAUGGUCAUCAUGCUGCCCCACUUUGGCCUGCGAGUAAUGGACACAGCAUAAAGCAGUACCCACCUUUCACCAGUGGGGACCCCAGGAUGCAUCCCGGGCGCACAGAGGUCAGCUUCCAAAGGGCCAUCUCCCUCGGUGGAAGAAGAGUGGAGGAUCCUGGGCCCCUGAGGAUGGGGCAGCAAGGAUGAGUCAGGAGAGCCAUCUGCUCUACUGACCCAGGAGAAAAUAAA
Budorcas taxicolor (takin) is the source of this 1342-nucleotide messenger RNA. RefSeq names its product high mobility group protein 20A-like. The coding region runs from base 51 to 1163 and encodes 370 amino acids. Lineage: Eukaryota; Metazoa; Chordata; Mammalia; Artiodactyla; Bovidae. Gene Ontology annotation, cellular component: nucleus. The record is from RefSeq and is a predicted model, not a curated record. The transcript is spliced from 11 exons. Gene Ontology annotation, biological process: regulation of gene expression.